Salvelinus fontinalis (brook trout) is the source of this 1471-nucleotide messenger RNA. Its product is annotated as transmembrane protein 119-like. Gene Ontology annotation, cellular component: plasma membrane. The record is from RefSeq and is a predicted model, not a curated record. The transcript has 2 exons. Lineage: Eukaryota; Metazoa; Chordata; Actinopteri; Salmoniformes; Salmonidae. Gene Ontology annotation, biological process: positive regulation of osteoblast proliferation; positive regulation of osteoblast differentiation; positive regulation of bone mineralization. Bases 274 to 1185 code for a protein of 303 amino acids.
CAAGGCAGCCAGAGAGGUAGGAGGGGAGGAAAGGGGGAAGGAGGGAUUUGUCCCGAUGGCAAAGAACUUUACAUUUUAUUUUUUCUGUGCCGAUCAGAGAAACCUCCAGUCUGAAAUCUGAAACUGUAGAAUUACUGUUGGAGGAGGUGAGUCAGGCACAUUCCCAUCCUCUCAGUUCAUUUUCCCAUCCAUUUUCCUCAAACUCUAAAGCAUCCACAGUUCUAGAGGAGCCUUUUCUGUGUGUGACCACUUCUGUGGGUGGUCCUACAGGAGAUGAUGUUCCUCAUGGCACUUCAUCUUAUUGGUCUGUUGGUGACGCUGUGGUCCAGCAGCCCCAGUCUGGCCACACCCCUCCCUUUCAACAUUUCAUUGGAGGGCAGUGCAGAGGGGGAGGAGCUAGACAGCCUCAUUGACACCCCUUCCCCACCUGCCACCAGUGGCCCCGCCUCAGAGUCCUCAACCACCUCACAUGGCUCCACCCACGUAGAGCACUUCCUGCUCAGCCAGAUGGUUCACUUCCUGCAGGAUAACCUGUUCCUCAUCCUAGUUUUCUUCACACUCUUCAUCACUAUCUUCCUCAUUCUUUGCUGUGCUUGCAUCAUGAGCCGCAAACGAAAGAUCAAUGCCUACUACCCCUCGUCCUUCCCCUCUAAGAUGUACGUGGACCAGGGGGACAAGACCGGAGGUACCAAGCUUUUCAACGAGGUGCCAGAGAAACCCUCCAACCGGCAGCAGGCUGAGCCAGUGGACUCCAGCAAGAAGCUCCAUCAUGACAUCAUGAAGGCAGCCAAGAACCUCCGCACUCUCUCCAAGCCUCCCCUGGGAGAGCGAGAGGGAAAAGACCCCACACAGAUAUCUGCAGCAGCAGAGAAAAGUCAUGAGGUGAAUGUUCAGGCUGUGGGAGAAAUAAUAGAGAAAGACAAUCAGCCAUCAAAUCCACCAGAGCUGAGUGAGGAGGAGGAAUGCCAGCUCUCAGUCAAUGAAGCCCAACAUAGCAGCUGCCCUGAGCAGUCAGAAAUCCUUCCGGAACAGACAGGCCUAAAAAAGGAUGAUGAGUCAUUCACAGGAGCUGAGUCUCCAUCUGGCCAAGGGCACUCACAGGCUCAGCAGGAAGAGGACAGGCAAGAGGACUCCACUGUCACACUGUCUAUUCCGUUGAUCACUGGAGAGAAAACAGCAUUUUAGCUAUGCUCUCGACACUAUGUUUGAUCUCAAUGGUUUUGACCAAUUUUGCAUGAGUGACAAUAUUUAAGGCAAAGCUGUCAGCUUUGUUUACCGCUCUUUGGAUUUACCAAAUUAUGUCUGUUCAGUUGUAUGUAAUUAUAUAGUUGAUUUACUUCUGUUUCCCAGGAGUCAUCUUUCAAUGUAUCUCUCUCUAAAGGGUUAACACUAUGUAACCUGCCAUCUUUCAAUGUGUCUCCCUAAAAGUAUAACACUAUGUGACCUGCCAUCUUUCAAUGUCUCCCUAAAA